AUGACCUUUCCUGGCAUUUACAGUAGACAUAGCUUCGCAUUCCUAUCUUGUUCCAGCCAGUUCGACAUAAUGGCUUUAGGAGCCAAGGACAGAUGGCGAAAGAGAAGCAGCUAUUACAACGGCCACACCUCACUGAAUCUUGGUCAAUCUGAAGGCACAUCUCCUAGUGAAGAAAUAUGGCCCUCUUGCAAAACUACCGAACUCCUUCCAGCGACUACAAGAACUGCCGAAGAUAUCCUUUCAUCUGAACCAACCACCGAAACAUCAGCGGUCGCGACAAAGGGAGGAUGUUGCAGGUGGGAUGUUGUAGAUAAGAGAUCGACACAGCGCGGCUACCGGUUGAUUCUAUUCAGGAAAUGGAAUCUCAUAGGACAUCUUGAUUUCGUGAGGCCUCCAAGACAUCGAUACAUAUCUAUCAUCUGA
Molecule: messenger RNA, 423 nt
Organism: Nezara viridula (southern green stink bug)
Lineage: Eukaryota; Metazoa; Arthropoda; Insecta; Hemiptera; Pentatomidae
Source: the annotation of a GenBank genome assembly